UUCGCUGUGGCCAGGAAGCUGUCUUUGGAGAGCUCUUUCGCUGGCCACAUUAUGGGAAGCUCAUUAUGGAAGAGAUGCUGCUAGUUAAAGUUUACAACUGCAGUAAAGUUUUCAGUAACAGACUGCUUGGUACCUUAGUCAUCAGCCUUCAGCACCUAGUGACAUCUGGACGCCUGACCCUAAGAGAGGCCCUCGUUGACAAGAACCACAGCAUCACUGGGAUCUAUAUCGAGCUAGAUUUGCGCUACCAGCCUCCAGAUGGCUCAGCGGGUACAUGGCUUGAAGAGGAUUUUGUCUACCAGAUGAAAGACAGCUCCGAGUUAAUUAUCCGCAAUGCUGGAUUCGAGGAGCUGCCGCCAGCUGACGUGAAGCGAGCUCAUGAGUUGGAUAAGAAGGCCACGGCACUGGGCAGGAAGCUGGUGAAGGGCCUAGAGACUGACGAGGAGGAGGAGGAGUAUGAUGAUGAGUCUGAUAUGGAGUUCUUGGGCAUCGUCUUCAGCCCUGUCAAGAGCCGUUCCAGACGCCUCUGCAAGUGGGACCUGUUUGCCACUCCUAGACCACAAAGCUUCCAGAUCGGGAUCAAUGUCAUUGAAGCUCAAAAGCUGGUGGGGGUGAACAUUGACCCCUUUGUGGUGGUGAAGGUUGGAGAAGAGAAGAGGCACACGGCUACACAAAAGUCAACGAACUGCCCCUUUUACAAUGAGUAUUUUGUGUUUGAAUUCCAUGAACCAAGGGAAGUUUUAUUUCACAGACUCAUAGAGAUUUCCGUUUUUCAUUCAAAGAAGAUCCCGUUCCUGGGAACACGCAUAGGAACAUUCAAAAUUGAUGCCGAGACUGUGUACAGCCAGCCAGAUCACAGGUUCUUUCAGAAGUGGGCUGUCAUCAAUGACCCAAAGGACACCAGGGCAGGAGUGAAAGGAUUUGUGAAGUGUAACAUUUCUGUCUUUGCACGAGGUGAUAUAAUGGGCUCCCUUCCCACUUCCUCUAGCAGCCAGAAUGAAGACAUUGAAAAGAACUUGCUGCUGCCUAAGAGAGUCCCAGCUGAGAGACCCUGGGCCAAAAUCUGCAUCAAAGUUUACCGAGCCGAGGGCCUGCCCAGCAUGAGUGCUGGGAUCAUGGGAGGGUUCUCAAAGAUUGUGGGCGAGAAGAAAGUUUUCAUUGAUCCAUAUGUGCAGGUGUCAUUUGCCGGGCAACAGGGGGAGACCUCGGUGGAAAAUGACACUGCAGAACCGGAGUGGAACGAGCAGAUCAGCUUCAUCGAGAUGUUCCCUCCUCUUGCCAGAAAAAUAAAAGUCCAACUGUUAGAUGAUGCAAACAUUGGGGAUGUGGCGCUUGCUACACACUUCAUUGACCUGCAGCAGAUAUCUGACCCUGGGAGGAACGGCUUUAACCCCACAUUUGGCCCAUCCUGGGUGAAUCUCUAUGGCUCUCCCCAGAACUCAGCUCUGCGGGAUGUCCACAAGGAUCUGAACGAGGGCCUGGGGGAGGGCAUAUUCUACCGUGGCCGCAUCCUCCUGGCCAUUUCUAUGGAAAUUUUCAGCAGUCCCAGCGCAAUAGAUGGCAAGCGCAAGGAGGUGCUGAGGGGCACCCUGAGCAAACUGACGCUGAAGAAGAAGAAGAGUAAAAAGGCCAAGGAGAAAUCCAAGGCCAGCGCCAAAGAGCAGAGCCAGAGGCAAGGUGGGGACGAGGCUGGCAGCCCCGAGGAGGCAGAGCAGCCCAGCGAAGUCACUGUGGAGGUGGAGGAGCUCCAUCCGCUCCCAGAGAACUCACUGGGAGUGAAGGAAGAAUUCCUCCUCUACGCUGCCUUCUUUGAAGUGACUAUGAUGGACCCCUCCAUAGGCUCCAAGCCUGUCCGUUUUGAGAUCUCAAUAGGGAACUAUGGGAAAGCUGAAGAGGUUGUGACCAAAAUCCCUAAGAAAGGUCAGAAAGGAGAAGGGCCUGAAGACAAGCAGCCUUUGCUGGAUCCCAGUUCAGACGAGGAGCUGGAUAUUGAAGUUAUGGCCCCAAGUCCAACUUUACAGAAUAAAUCCAUGACAGAAAGCCAAAGGCCAGAGCCCACUGAAUACGACAGUUCUUACAGCUGCCUGCCUUUGCUGCAUGAGAAGCCCUGUGUGUACGUCUGGAGCUAUUGGGAAGAUCACACCUGGAGGCUCUACAAUUCCAACUGGAUUGUCAAAAUAGCAGAACGCCUGGAACAUGGACUGGAUGACGUGGAGACGCUCAUGAGGAGGCCAAAGUCUAAAGCAGAAGACAGACUCAAGCAGGUGCUGGAGGAGUUUGUAGCUGGAUGCAGGCAGUAUUCACUGAAUGCUGAGAAGAAAAUGAUGUCACGUCCAAACAACCUCGACAGAUGUCGGCUGAAAUCCCUGACACACAACAUUCCCCAGUGCACGCUCCCCGAUGUCUUACUUUGGAUGUUCAGCAAUAAUAAGCGAGUGGCAUACACAAGAAUUCCUGCACAAAAUGUCCUCUACUCUGUAGUGGAAGAGGAGAAAGGCAAGGACUGUGCAAAGAUCCAGACCGUCUUUUUAAAGGUCCCAGGGUCACGCACCGGAGAGAUCUUUGCGAAACUAGAGAUCUAUAUGUGGCUGGGGGUGACCAAGUAUGUGAAGAACAGCACUGCAGAACUGCCCGAGGAGUUCAAGCCCGUCUAUGAGAGUGGCCAGCAGACAGCACGGCUCCCAUCGCACAUGCCGCCCAGCCGGCUCAGCAGGGACGACUUCAGUUACUUCCAGCUGCGAGCUCACUUGUACCAGGCUCGGGGGAUCCUGCCUGCUGAUGACAAUGGCCUUUCAGACCCAUUUGCAAGAGUGGUGUUUUCGACUCAGUGCCAGACCACCAGGACCUUGGAGGAAACCCUGAGCCCGUUGUGGAAUGAGCUACUUUUAUAUGAUCAGCUGAUUAUUGAUGGGAGGAGAGAGGAUUUGAAGACCGAGACCCCAGUUGUUGUCAUCAAUAUCUUUGACCAUAAUAAAUUUGGUUCUCCAGAAUUUCUUGGCCGGGCCUUUGCUACUCCACAGGUGAAGCUGGUGGAUGAACCAUACUGCAAACCCGCCCUGCAGUUUUUUGACAUUUACAAAGGAGCCAGAGCAGCAGGGGAAUUAAUUGCUACCUUUGAGCUGAUCGAGCUGGAUUACAGCGGCUACUUGGAGCCUUCAGUGCCCAAAGACGUGGAGCCCAAGGAGCCAGACUUCCUGGAGGAUCCCCGUUCUGGACGCUUCAUUAUCCCAGAGGGAAUCCGGCCCAUCCUCAAAGAAUUCCGCAUAGAGAUCCUGUUCUGGGGCCUGCGAGACUUGAAGCGGGUGAACCUGUUUGAGGUAGAUCAGCCCCAGGUGAUCAUCGAAUGUGCUGGGAAGAAAGUGGAAUCGGAAGUGAUCGUGUCAUACAAAGAGAACCCCAACUUCAACGAGCUGGUCAAAUACAUCAACGUGGAGCUCCCGGAGCAGGUGUACCUGCACCCACCCCUAAGUAUCUUUGUGGUGGAGCAGCGAGCUUUUGGGCGCACCGUGCUGGUGGGGACCCACGUGGUGUCCCAUAUCAUGAAAUUCUCUCCCAGAGAGCUGGAGGAGCUGGAGGAGGGGCCAGAAAAUCCGGCCAAAGCACGGAAAGCCUCUGCUCGACCCAACAUCUCCCAGACUGUGAUCAACAUUGGCCUGACUGCUAGCGACAUGGGCAGCAAAGCAAACCCCCUGAAUCUGGUGAAGGCUCCUCUGAAGAAAAUUCCUAUCAAUAAACUCAUAAAGAAAGAGGAUGAGUUUGAGGAGGAAAAGCCAGAGUUGGAAGAACUGGAUUGGUGGUCUAAGUACUAUGAGUCCUUAAAGGAAAUGAGCAAUCAGUGCAAUAGUGACGAGGAGGACGGGGACAAUGACGACCCGAAUGAGGCAGAUGGAGGGAACUUAAAUGUGGACUCUUUUGAUGUGGAAGCGGAAAAUGGAGUGAUAGUUGAAGCUGAGCCAGUGAGGCCCAAAAGGAAACUCAUAGCUACGCUGCAGAUCUACAACUCAGAGCUGGAAAACGAGUUUGAUAAUUUUGAAGACUGGCUGUAUAUCUUUCCGCUUCAUCGGGGGAAGGCGAAUGAGGAUGAGGAUGGAAAUGAGGAUGAGAACUUUGUGGGGAAGUAUAAGGGUUCAUUCUUCGUUUAUCCUGCUGAGGAGGCAGGUACAGAGCACAAGAUCUCACAGGGGGUUCCCAGAAACAGACCCAUCAAGGUGCUUGUCCGAGUUUAUAUUGUUAAGGCAACGAACCUGGCUCCGGCAGACCCCAACGGCAAGGCAGAUCCCUAUGUGGUGGUAACACUUGGGCAAGAGAAGAAGGACACAAAGGACCGCUACAUCCCUAAGCAGCUCAAUCCUGUGUUUGGAGAAGUUAUGGAACUGAGCAUAUCCUUUCCGAUGGAAUCAGAACUCACUGUUUCAAUAUUUGACCACGAUUUGGUUGGGUCUGAUGACCUGAUUGGGGAGACGAAGAUUGACUUGGAGAACCGAUUCUACAGCAAACACCGAGCUAACUGCGGAGUGGCUUCCCAGUAUGACACAGAUGGCUAUAACAUGUGGCGAGAUGCUUUCAAGCCCACACAGAUCUUGGAGAGUUUGUGCAAGAAGAGCUCUCUCCCCUCCGCAGAGUACAGGCGGGAGGAGGUCAAAGUGAACAACAAGAUCUUCAAGGUCCCUCCUGAGGCUUUCCCUGAAGAGGCCUUUGUGAAAGACAAGAGAGAAAUGGACGACGAGACUUGGUCAGCAUAUGAUGAGCAGAAGGCUUUGUAUGUCCUGCAGCACUGGGAUGAGAUGCCAGAGUACGGGCACAAACUGGUCCCGGAGCACGUGGAGAUUCGGGGCCUUUACAACGCAGAGAACCCCGGGCUCGUGCAGGGCUCCCUCCACAUGUGGAUUGACAUGUUUCCAAAUGAUGUCCCAGCACCUCCCCCUGUCAAUAUCAAGCCACGGCUGCCAAUCAGUUACGAGCUGCGUGUCAUCAUCUGGAACACAGACGACGUGGUUCUUGAUGACGUUAAUCCAAUAACAGGAGAAACCUCCAGCGACAUCUACGUGAAAAGCUGGAUCAAAGGUCUGGACCAUGAGAAACAAGAAACAGACGUUCACUUUAACUCCCUGACUGGGGAAGGCAACUUUAACUGGAGGUUUGUGUUCCACUUCGACUACCUCCCUACCGAGAAGGAGAUCUCCUAUAAGAAGAAGGACUCCAUCUUCUCCCUGGAGGAAUCUGAGUUCAGGGAGCCAGCUGUCCUGGUCCUUCAGGUCUGGGAUUAUGACAGGAUUUCAGCGAAUGACUUUCUAGGGUCCAUUGAACUGAAGCUGAACGACAUGGUGCGGGCAGCCAAGAGUUCUGAGCAGUGCACCAUUAAGAUGGCCAAGGAAAAGGCCACCCCCCGCUUCUCCAUCUUCCGGAACAAGCGGAUGAGGGGCUGGUGGCCCUUCAUCAAACUGAAAGACCAGGAAGAUGAGGAGCGAGAGGAGCGAGAGGCCAAGGAGAAGAAGAAGAAGAAGAAGAAGAGGAGGUCGAUUAAGCCGGAAGACAUUGAGUUUACAGACCCCAGUGGGAACAAGUACCUCCUGACGGGUAAAGUGGAAGCUGAGUUCCAGCUACUGACUGUGGAGGAGGCCGAGAAGAGCCCUGUUGGUCUGGGCCGAAAAGAGCCUGAACCCCUGGAAAAGCCCAACCGUCCAAAAACAUCCUUCAACUGGUUUGUGAAUCCCAUGAAAACCUUCAUCUUUUUUAUCUGGAAGCGGUACAAGAAGUACAUCAUUGCUUUGGUCAUUAUUGCUGUGGUGACCAUCUUCCUGGUCCUUUUACUCUACACAAUGCCUGGGUACAUCAGCCAGAAGAUCAUCAAUGGAUAAGUGCAGUCAGAGACUGGGCUCCCCAGAGGACCAUGGCUGUGGCUCCAGAAAUUGACACUUUAUACCAAAGUUUUUAAGGACAGUUUGCCAGUGACUGAAGGUGCUGGGACUCUUUGUAAUGCUUCAUCAGGAGGAAGAGGAGUGGAGAAGCUGCCCUUUCUGGGUAGUUGUAUUUCACGCUUAGAACUUGUGAUACACUGUGAUCGUAGCACUGUGGAGCAGAGCGAUAAUGAUUUGGGUAUUGUUUGGUUUUCGUUAAUUGGGAGGAAUCUGUCCCAGCUGGGGUUGGCUGUGGGGAGAUUUGCAACAAACAUCAGCUCUGUACCUCUCUCCCUUGAGCUAAGCAGAGGAGCUUCUCUGAGAGCCGUGGGAGUAGCGGUGCUGCUUUCGCUGCAUGGCUUCAGUGUAAUAACGCGGAGGCUUUUCACCUGGAGAGCUUAGCGCACUUUACAAGGUGGCUGUCCCCUUUGUACAGGUCAGAGAGUCGGGGCACAUCUACACUAUGGAGACUACAGUGCUAUGGCUGUACAGACACAACCUGUUCCAGCGGACACCGGGGGUUAGGUUAGAGCUGGGUCCGUCAGGGGGUGUUUUGUCACAGCUCUGACUGAUGUAGCCGUGUCAGCCUGGCGGUCAAGUGUAGACCAGGCCUCAGUGGCAGAGCUGGGACCAGCAGAGUGACAAGUAGAGAAACUAGAGAGGAGCUGCAGCAGGCCAGCAAAGUGAGGAGCGGAAAAGAAUGAAGGAGCCAAACUGGUUGUGACCCUCACCAUGACCUGGGUACGGGUGGGGGACAGGCAAAGUCUGAGGCCACUUGUGAGCUGGGAAUUCCCAGCCAGGCGAGUCUCCCCCCCGCCCAGCCCACCCUUCACACUGCUGUUAAACACGCGUCUUCCCACAUAGUCAGGCUGGACUUGAAGCUCUUUUUAAUCCUUGUGUUAGACCUUUACUCCCGCUGGAAUAGAAAACCCCAAAGGAUCUGACCCAUUACCUGGUGCUUCUCUCCACUUGGCAUUUGCUAGGGUUUCCCAGCUGGCUUUCAGAGUCCUGGUCUGUACCCAAACUUAUCUCAGCCUAGUUACAUUGCUCAGGGCUAUGAAAAUGUCCCACCCUGGGUGCUAUUUGGGUUCCCUAACCCCCACUGUAAAUACAAGAAUUCUCCCAUUGACCCUGCUGCCGCCGCACGACGGGGCAGGUUAACUAAUAACCCCCCUUGAGUUGCUGUAAUAAGUGUCUACACUGCAGGGACGCAGUGCAGCUGUGCCUCUGGCGCGUCUGUAGUGUAGCUAUACCUGGAGAGUGUGAGGGCUACUUGUUUGUCUGGUUCAGACUCGAUCCCAGGGCUUCCUUCUCUCUCACACUAACUGAGCGGGGGGAUUAACAGUCACUCCUGUGUUGUGUUUUGCACCAGAUUUGUAGAUAUUUAUAUGGAUGCUAUUUAUAUGAGCAGUGCAAAGUGGCACCAGACUGAGGUAAAUCAACUGUUGAGAAAUAUCCUCAGAGCAGCUUCCACCUCUGUUGCAUUCUUUGCGCUCUGGGUUUUGAUUUUACUGAUACAAGUCAGUAGGGAUACGAUUUUGUCAUGGUAAAAUUAAGCAAAAUUCAUUGA
Messenger RNA from Trachemys scripta elegans, 7467 nucleotides. RefSeq names its product fer-1-like protein 4. Gene Ontology annotation, cellular component: membrane. Bases 66 to 5858 code for a protein of 1930 amino acids. The record is from RefSeq and is a predicted model, not a curated record. The transcript has 43 exons. Lineage: Eukaryota; Metazoa; Chordata; Testudines; Emydidae. Gene Ontology annotation, biological process: plasma membrane organization.